Molecule: messenger RNA, 4213 nt
Organism: Rubroshorea leprosula
Lineage: Eukaryota; Viridiplantae; Streptophyta; Magnoliopsida; Malvales; Dipterocarpaceae
Source: the annotation of a GenBank genome assembly
ACCGACAGCCUCUUCCUUUGAAAACCGGUAAAGAGGCUUGAAAUUCCUCUUCCUUUCUUGUUAAAUCACAAGAUUUGGGGGCUUAGAAUCUUCCCUCUCAACCCAGAAAAUCCCGGUUCUGCUCUGCUCUUCCCCCUUGUCCGUCGGCUGCUAUGUGGGUGUGAGAGUUUGGGCCUUUUUCUGUUCCGUGAGGUUCCCCUGCAGAUCCCGCCGGCCUUCCCCAAUCUGCUAGCUCCGGUUCCUUGCUUGUAAAUUCUGGUAUGUGGCAGCCUUAAACCAUUGUUUUUAAGCUUGAUUAAGGUAGAAUUAGCUUGAUUAAUCGGCUGCCCCUGUGAUGUCCGAAUUUGGCUGAAAUUGGGGAGGAAUUUCGGUAGCUUUAGGAUGAAAUUAAGUAUUGAUUUAAGUGGAAUUUAGGUAAUUGAGUGUUAAUUGACUGUUGUGUGAUUUUUGGAAAGGAAACCCCGUGAUUAGCUAGUGUUUUGGCUAAUGUUUGGAAGUGGUAGUACCGUUCAUGUCGUGGUACUGUUCACGGCACUGUUCACCGAACACUGUUCACGACACUGUUCACAGAACACUGUUCACACACCGAGGGUCAACGAUUAAUGGGGAUUUAAAUGAUUAGUUUGUGAUAUAAGAAUGAAUGUGGAGAUUGAUAGGAAUAGCAUCGGGAUUAGGAGUGAUUUUAAUGAUGAUUUCAGUUUGAAUUUGUGAUAGUCCGGUAUUAAUUCUGAGUGGAUUUGUAUAAAAGUGUCAGUGAUGCUCUAAAUCGAGGGGAGAAAGAAGCAUCUGCUACUGGCAAACGAAUUAUUCUUCCGUCAUCUUUUACUGGAGGGCCUAGAUAUAUGUCAGAGAAUUGCAAAGACGCAUUUGCUAUCUGUCGUUGGGCAGGUUAUCCAAGUCUUUUUAUAACCAUAACAUGCAAUCCGAAAUGGCCAGAGAUCACUAGAUUUGCCAACAAAAGAGGUGUUCGACCUGAGGAUCGUCCAGACAUUCUUUGCAGAGUUUUUAAGAUUAAAUUGGAUCAAUUGCUAAAGGACUUGAAGAAAGGGCACAUUUUUGGAAGAGUUAUUGGAUAUGUUUGCACGGUUGAGUUUCAAAAACGGGGGCUUCCUCAUGCUCACAUUUUGCUUUUCAUACAUCCAGACGAUAAGCCAAAAACUGCUGAUGACAUUGAUAAAAUCAUUUCAGCUAAAAUUCCUGAUGAAAAGCUAGAUCCUAAAUUAUUUGCAGCUGUUAAAACUUAUAUGAUGCAUGGACCAUGUGGAAAAGCAAAUCUCAAAUCUCCUUGCAUGAAGGAUGGGAAGAAUUGUUCAAAACAUUUUCCUAAAAAUUUUGGCUCAAGCACCAAAAUAGAUGAAGAAGGCUUCCCUCAUUAUAGAAGGAGAGAUGGUGGAAGAAUAGUCAAGAAAAAAGGGCAUUGAAUUGGACAAUCGAUAUGUUGUUCCUUAUAAUAGAAAGCUUCUCUUGAAGUACCAAGCACACAUAAAUGUUGAGUACACUUGCCAGAGCAAUGCUAUUAAGUAUCUUUUUAAAUACAUUCACAAAGGAAAUGAUCGAGUUACUGCAAUUUUUUCUCAUUCUAAUGGGGACAAGUCAAACUCUUUAGAUGAAAUUCAAAAGUAUUAUGAUUGCAGGUAUGUAUCAGCUUGUGAGGCGGCUUGGAGGAUUUUUGGUUUUGAAAUUCAUUAUAGAUACCCCCCUGUACAAAGGUUGUCAUUCCAUCUUCCAGAAAAAAAAGCAGUCAUUUUUAAGGAUGAUGAUUCAAUUGAAGAGGUUCUGAACAAAGCUAAUUCUAAGAAGUCAAUGUUUGAGGCUUGGAUGGAAGCAAAUAGGAAAUAUGAUGAUGGAAGGAACUUGACUUAUUCUGAAUUUCCGACAAAGUUUGUUUAUAAUGAAGGCACACAUGAGUGGACUAAGAGAAAAAAGGGCUUUGCUGUUGGAAGAAUAAAUCAUGUACCCCCAGGAGCUGGCGAUGAUUUUUAUUUGAGAAUUUUAUUGAACUUCCAAAAGGGCUGCAAAUGUUAUGAAGAUAUUAGAACAAUUAAUGGGGUAAAGUAUCCUAACUUUAAAGAUGCAUGUUAUUCUUUGGGGUUGUUGGAUGAUGACAAAGAGUAUAUUGAUGCUAUAAAAGAAGCAAAUUUAUGGGGGGGAUCUACUUAUUACCUUAGGCAACUUUUUGCAUCUCUAUUGUUUUCCAAUAGUAUGAGUAGACCUGAAUUCGUUUGGGAGAGCUGUUGGAAAUUAUUAUCUGAUGACAUUCUUCAUCAUCAAAAAAAAGUCAUUGGCAGACAAGAUUUGAUUAUGAGUGACGAGGAGAUAAAAAAUAAUGCUCUUGCUGAAGUUGAAAGAAUCCUUCAAAGCAAUGGAAGAAGUCUUAAAGAUUAUCCUACCAUGCCGGUUCCGACUGGAGUUUUAUUGUCUAAUGUGCAUAACAAGUUGGUUUUGGAUGAAUUGUCUUAUGAUAGAGCUUCAUUAAUAAAGCAGCAUGAAGAAUAUUUGUCUUGCCUUACUGCUGAGCAACGAAAUGUUUAUGAUAGGAUAAUGACUGCAGCUUCUGAUAAUAAAGGAGGCCUAUUUUUUUUAUAUGGAUUUGGGGGAACGGGUAAGACUUUUAUUUGGAAAACAUUGUCAGCAGCUUUUCGAUCAAAAGGAGAAAUUGUGCUUAAUGUUGCUUCAAGUGGUAUUGCAGCCCUUUUGCUUCCUGGGGGAAGAACAGCUCAUUCUAGAUUUGCAAUCCCAAUUGAAAUAAAUGAAAAGUCUACUUGCAACAUCAAAAUGGACUCUCCUCAAGCUGAAUUGUUGUCAAAGACAAGAUUGAUUAUAUGGGAUGAAGCUCCAAUGACACAUAGAUUCUGUUUUGAAGCAUUGGACAGAACCAUAUCAGAUAUUUUGAAGUUCUCCAAUAGUAAUUGUUCUAAAGUACCAUUUGGAGGGAUAAUUGUUGUUCUUGGAGGUGAUUUUAGACAAAUAUUGCCAGUUGUUCCUUAUGGUGGAAGACAAGAGAUAGUGAAAGCGACAAUAAAUUCUUCAGAUUUGUGGGAUUCUUAUGAAGUUUUGACUUUAACAAGAAAUAUGAGGCUGCAGCCAAGUUCUUUAAACCAAGAUCUAACUGACUUGAGAGAAUUUUCUGAUUGGUUAUUGAAGAUUGGUAAUGGAGAAGUUGGAGAGGAUGUAGAUGGUGAAGCGAUCAUUGAAAUUCCAAAUGAAAUGUUGAUUAAAGAUUCAGAAAAUGGGCUUGCUGAUUUGGUAGACUUUGCAUAUCCAAAUUUCUUGGAAAAAAUUAAAACAAAUGAUCUUGCAUUUUUCCAAGAACGUGCUAUUUUGUCCCCAACUCUUAAUGAUGUUGCAAUGUUGAAUGAUCACUUAAUGUCUUUCAUUCUUGGUGAAGAGAGAAGUUACUUGAGUUCAGACUCUAUCUGCAAGGACGAUAUUAGCUUUCAAAAUGAUGAAGAGACCUACUCUCCUGAAGUAUUAAAUACAUUCACAGGUUCUGGACUUCCAAAUCAUAAGCUGAAUUUUAAAGUUGGGGUGCCAGUUAUGCUGUUAAGGAAUAUUGAUCAGUCAAAUGGCUUAUGCAAUGGAACGAGAUUGCUUAUUACAAAAAUGGGGAACCAUGUUAUUGAGGCUAAGAUUCUUUCAGGCAACAACAUAGGCCAAAUUGUUCUAAUCCCCCGAAUGAUCAUGACGCCUUCCAAUCACUCAUUGCCAAUUAAAUUUCAACGAAGGCAAUUUCCUCUGGUUAGGUGUUUUGCUAUGACUAUAAAUAAAAGUCAAGGGCAAACUCUCUCUCAUGUUGGAAUAUAUCUUCCAAGGCCUAUCUUUAGUCAUGGACAAUUGUAUGUGGCUCUAUCAAGAGUUAGGAGUAAACAAGGGUUGAAAAUUUUGAGUUUAGAUAAUGAAGGUCAGAUUUCAAACAAGACAACUAACAUAGUAUUUAAAGAAGUUUUCCAUAGAUUGGCAUAGGUCCUAAGGAAUUCUUGCUAUAGAUUUCAUAUUCUAGAAGAGUUUUCACUUGAUAGUGAAGUCCAGUUAAGAAGAGUGAUAAACUUGAAAAAGCAACAGAAACCAAGCUCAUGGAUGCAACCACAAAUGAUGCAGAAUCUUUAGAUGCUAUUAUUGGAAUUUUGACAUGAUCUUUUUUAACAGAAGCAAUAGUAGGCACAUUAUUUAUCUGUUGUUUUAUCAUUAUAUUUAAUUAACAUGCAUCAUUUCU